Molecule: messenger RNA, 1123 nt
Organism: Guyanagaster necrorhizus
Lineage: Eukaryota; Fungi; Basidiomycota; Agaricomycetes; Agaricales; Physalacriaceae
Product: armadillo/beta-catenin/plakoglobin
Exons: 9
Coding region: 400-1041 (213 amino acids)
Source: RefSeq, a predicted model, not a curated record
UCCUUGACCCGCUGGCUCGAUGAAUUUCCCUUGAACCUGUUCAUCAGUUUCCCCAAGUUGGCCUCGGCGGCGAGCAAUUUAUCGGAAUCUUCGGAUGCUCUUCUCCGCUUCCGAGAGGAUGAGGUGGCCUCUGGUACUGGGUCAGACUUGACAGACCAACCUGGAACAUCGAAUAGUGGCAUGAUGGCGGUUGAGGACAAUGAGCGGUGGUGGUGGUUGAGGUGGAAGAGUGGAAGAAGCACAGGGCACGUUCAGAAAAUGCCGGUGACCAAACAAAUAGGCGAUAAAGAGAUAAGAUCGACCGUCGGUCAAUUGGACUACAACAAGGGUCAACUAAAGUGCCUCUAUUAACCCUUACCGUCCCGGCCGAUAAGCAACGACACACCUUGACUUCGUAUCAUGUCCUCCAAAGUAAAUCAGCUAUCGCAUCCCGUCGUCAACGCAGAGCUCUCAAAGCUCAGGCAGUCGUCGACGUCCUCGAAGGAGUUCCGUGAGGGCAUUAACCACAUUAGUCUAAUACUAGGGCUUGAAGCCUCACGAUCUCUUGAAGAAGAGUCCUUUGAUGGACAAACACCCAUUGGACCGUUCAAGGGCACUGUUAUCAAACCUCGUGUGGGUUUGACGCCGAUUCUGCGUGCUGGUUUGGGAAUGUCAGACGCCCUGUUGACUCUCUUCCCAUCAGCGCCCGUCUACCAUCUCGGUCUUUAUAGAGAGAAGGUUACUCUCCAGCCUGUAGAAUACUAUUCCAAGCUCCCUCCGUCUCCUUCAGUUGACAAAGUUUUCUUGCUCGAUCCUCUGAUCGCGACUGGUGGAACGGCUUGUGCUGCCUUAUCUAUGAUCGUGGAUUGGGGUAUUCCUAUCCAGAACGUCAAGCUUCUCUGCGUCCUGGCUUCAAAACCGGGAUUGGAACAUGUCCAGGCCGAGUUUCCUGAAUUAGAGAUCUGGGUGGCUGGCGUUGACGAUGAGUUGACACCCCAAGGUAUCAUAAGCCCGGGUCUCGGAGACACCGGUGACCGCCUCUUCAACACCAUCCGUGCAUGAUUACUAUAGGAUAGAUUGUAUAUACCUAUUGAUUGUCGUAGAAUGACAUGCUGAAAAGAACAAACCAAGUUUGACCAUUCCA